UACCAGUUUACGCGUAUGCACGAGUCAACGAAGGCGACGCGCUAUCGCUCUACGGCUUUGGUCGCGGUAGUGGAGAUUAUAUAUACCUAUGGAGCCAGUGAGAUUGAUGCACUCAUCCCCUUAGCUCGAUCCAUGGCCUCCUUCACGCUCGCUCUUCUCUCAGCUGUGCUUCUGCUCUGUAGCGCAGUGCAGGCGCAGCUCUCGUCGUCGUUCUACUCCCGCACUUGCCCGUCCUUGCCAAACAUCGUCCGGUCGACCAUGGCGCAGGUCGUCAACAAGGAGCCUCGCAUGGCCGCCUCCAUCCUCCGCCUCUUCUUCCACGACUGCUUUGUCAAUGGCUGCGAUGCAUCGAUUUUAUUGGACGACACGGCGACGUUCACCGGCGAGAAGAAUGCUUUCCCUAAUAUUAACUCUGCCCGUGGCUACGAGGUCAUCGACGCCAUCAAAUCCAACGUCGAAGCCGCUUGCCCCCAAACGGUUUCCUGCGCCGACAUCCUCGCGCUCGCCGCUCGCGAUGGCGUUUCCUUGGUCGGUGGACCAAAUUGGAAAGUCUCACUCGGCCGCCGGGAUGCCACAACGGCGAGCCAGAGCGACGCCAACAGCAACCUCCCGGGACCCUCCUCCAGCCUCUCUCAGCUCGUCGCUUCGUUCGCGGCGAAAGGCCUCAGCGCCCGCGACAUGACCGCGCUCUCCGGCGCCCACACCAUCGGCCGAGCGCAGUGCGCCAACUUCCGCUCCCACAUCUACGACGACGCCGAUAUCGAUCCUUGCUUCGCUGCUGCGCGCCGCCGGGAAUGCCCCUCAGCCGGCGGCGACGGUAACUUGGCGCCGUUCGACUUGCGGACCCCGGACCGGUUCGAUAAUAGCUACUAUCAGAACCUGGUGGCGAAGCGGGGGCUGCUGCACUCCGACCAGGAGCUGUUCAACAACGGUACGCAGGACAAGUUGGUGCGGCGGUACAGCGUCAACGGCAAGGCGUUUGCUAAGGACUUCGCGGCGGCUAUGAUGAGGAUGGGAGCCAUCAGCCCUCUCACCGGAGCCAGCGGGGAGAUCAGAUUGAACUGCAGGGUGGUGAACAAGUAGCGUUCCUUCUUGCCUGGAACUGAUUAGUCGCCGAUUUGUUCAUUCUUUUACACUGUGAAGCACACACUGUUCUUUAUUCUUUCAAAAAAAAAAAAAAAAAAAAAAAAAAGAAAAAACAUGAUCAUAAAGUUUAAUUACCGUGAUAUAUUGCUCAAAUUAAAGCUCUGUUUUAGCUUAGGCAUGUGAACUUUUUAUCAAGUCAAUAGUGGAAUUGAUGGCAUGGUUGAUUGAUAA
Zingiber officinale is the source of this 1317-nucleotide messenger RNA. RefSeq names its product peroxidase P7-like. Gene Ontology annotation, biological process: response to oxidative stress; hydrogen peroxide catabolic process. Gene Ontology annotation, molecular function: peroxidase activity; heme binding. Bases 16 to 1083 code for a protein of 355 amino acids. NCBI's taxonomy places the organism in Eukaryota, Viridiplantae, Streptophyta, Magnoliopsida, Zingiberales, Zingiberaceae. The transcript is spliced from 3 exons. The record is from RefSeq and is a predicted model, not a curated record.